AUGAAGGAUAGCAUCAUCAAACCGCCGGAGAAGGAUCCGAAUUCGACCAUGACUGAUAAUCCUGCCAUCACGACUCCCAAGCGCAGCAGCAAGCGAUACCCUUCAGAAACCGCCAAGGAUGGCGCAAUGAAAAGACGCUCGCUCUUCCCAUCUGAAGUUGCCCAAGGUCAGGACGUCCCCACGGUCAACACUCAACCGAAUCCAACCACUCCUUCAUCAAUCGAUUUAACCAAGGACAAUCCGCCUGAUCCCACAACUUCAAAGAGCCAACGCAAGCAACCCCCUUCUUCCAAAACCGCCAAGGAUGGCACAGGCAAGGAUGAUCGCUCGUUGCCUACAUCACAAAACUCAAGGUUCGCCUUGCUUUUGGGAAUUUUCGCUCUUGUUCGACCCGAAUUUUUGCUCUUGUUCGACCCGACAUUAAUUGUUCAACGCGCCGAGCCGUUGACUUGGAUGUGGCUAGCGGCAUCCAAAUUCUUUGCUAAUCCUUGGACAGGCCCUGCUAUCAUUCCUCACAUUGUGGAGGAAUCCAAGCGACUAAAACGAGAGCCAACAAUAGCCAAAGCUCAGUCCAAGUUUAAGAAGCGACUUGUAUCCAUGCCAGAGCACCCAACAGGUGCCGAGGCACACGAUUCUCCCGAGAACCUCCAUCCAAGCAAUGAACCCAUGGAAUUUGUUGAAAUCGUUUGGCAUGCCUUGACAACAGCGUUUCCAACAAAACAAGGUUGGAACCAGAACGAACUUCUCAGCUAUUUACACACAACAACAAUCCUAUUUUAUGACGUCUGCGCUGCCCAUCAGAAGUGGUCACCAACCAUGGACUCGAAUGAAAAAAAUCACAAGAGAUGGCUUUGA
Messenger RNA from Cylindrotheca closterium, 855 nucleotides. Lineage: Eukaryota; Bacillariophyta; Bacillariophyceae; Bacillariales; Bacillariaceae. The record is from the annotation of a GenBank genome assembly.